This is a messenger RNA of Lemur catta (Ring-tailed lemur), 6017 nucleotides long. RefSeq names its product cullin 7 (gene CUL7). Lineage: Eukaryota; Metazoa; Chordata; Mammalia; Primates; Lemuridae. Gene Ontology annotation, cellular component: Golgi apparatus. The record is from RefSeq and is a predicted model, not a curated record. Gene Ontology annotation, molecular function: ubiquitin protein ligase binding. Gene Ontology annotation, biological process: ubiquitin-dependent protein catabolic process. Bases 381 to 5945 code for a protein of 1854 amino acids. The transcript is spliced from 24 exons.
GGCCCCUGGCUUUCCGCUGGGUCUGGCGGAAAUAAGCCGUGGCUCUCGGGGGUGGCGGAGCCCCUAGAGCUAGGCGCGCGGCUCCGCAAGCAGAGACCAGGCUCCGCCCUGACCCAGCGGCCGUCGACCCACUCACCGGGAGCGACAGUGGCUCGGCCCUGGAGUCCCGAGUCCCCGCGCGCCACGCCCCCUGCCUGCCCGCCCGCCUGCCUGUCCUGCGGAGGCACGCCCCCUCCCGCCUCUUCCGCCUCGACCCCUUCGGGGGGCCUAGGGUGGGCCCAAAUCUUCGCCCGCGUCGACGCCAGCGUCUGUCCCGCAUCCCUAGCUCUGCGAAGGACAGGCCUCGCGCCAGGACCCCGGUGGAUUUCUGAGGUGCCAGGAUGGUGGGGGAACUUCGCUACAGGGAAUUCAGGGUGCCCCUGGGGCCGGGCUUACAUGCCUAUCCUGAUGAGCUGAUCCGUCAGCGGGUGGGCCACGAUGGGCAUCCUGAGUACCAGAUUCGCUGGCUCAUCCUCAGGCGCGGGGAUGAUGGGGAAGGGGGCUCCAGCCAAGUGGACUGCAAGGCUGAGCACAUCCUGCUAUGGAUGUCCAAUGACGAGAUCUAUGCCAACUGCCACAAGAUGCUGGGCGAGAAUGGCCAAGUCAUCGGGCCCUCUCAGGAGUCUGCAGGGGAGGCUGGGGCCUUGGACAAAUCUGUGCUGGGGGAGAUGGAAACCGAUGUGAAGUCUCUGAUUCAGAGAGCCCUUCGGCAACUAGAGGAAUGUGUGGGCACCAUCCCUCCUGCCCCUCUGCUUCACACUGUCCAUGUGCUCAGUGCCUAUGCCAGCAUCGAGCCCCUCACUGGGGUAUUCAAAGACCCAAAAGUCCUGGACUUGCUCAUGCACAUGUUGAGUAGUCCCGAUUAUCAGAUUCGCUGGAGUGCUGGCCGGAUGAUACAAGCCCUGUCCUCCCAUGACGCUGGUGAGGGGCAGUAUGGGGAGGAAGGGAAAGCAGGAGAGGGGCUGGGUCGGCUCAGGGACUCACAGGACACUGUGGCAGGAGCCUCUGACCUCACCAGGACCCGGACCCAGAUCCUUCUGUCACUGAGCCAACAAGAGGCCAUUGAGAAGCACCUGGAUUUUGACAGCCGCUGUGCUCUGCUGGCAUUGUUUGCACAGGCCACACUCUCUGAACAUCCCAUGUCUUUUGAGGGCAUUCAGCUGCCACAGGUCCCAGGAAGGCUGCUCUUCUCCCUGGUGAAGCAUUAUUUGAAUGUCACCUCACUCCUGGAUCAGCUGAAUGACAGUGCUACAGAACCAGGAGCCCAGAACAACUCUGCUCCUGAAGAGUUGAGUGGGGAGAGGGGUCGGCUGGAGCUGGAGUUCAGUAUGGCCAUGGGCACCCUGAUCUCGGAGCUAGUGCAGGCCAUGCGCUGGGACCGGGCCUCAAGCAGACCAGGGAGCUCAGCACAGGCUCCCGGUUCCAUCUUCCAGCCUCAGCUGGCAGAUGCGGGUGCAGGGCUUCCACCCACCCAGGCCCAGCCCUCCCUCAGGAGGUCAAAGCGGUUUCGCCCCCGUUCUCAGUUUGCAAGUGGCAAUACCUAUGCCUUGUAUGUGCGGGACACGCUGCAGCCGGGGAUGCGAGUGCGGAUGCUGGCUGACUACGAGGAGAUCAGUGCCGGGGAUGAAGGCGAGUUCCGGCAGAGCAACAGUGGUGUGCCCCCUGCACAGGUGUUCUGGGAGUCAACGGGCCGCACCUAUUGGGUGCACUGGCACAUGCUGGAGAUCUUGGGCUUUGAGGAAGACAUUGAGGACGUGGUCGCAGCUGAUGAGCACCAGGGGGCAGUGGUCAGUGGAGCCCUGGGUAGAGCCCUGCCCUCCUGGCGCUGGAAGCCGAUGACGGAGCUCUAUGCUGUACCUUAUGUGCUGCCUGAGGAUGAGGACACUGAGGAGAGUGAACACCUGACCCAGGCUGAGUGGUGGGAGCUCCUUUUCUUCAUCCAGAAGCUGGAUGGACCCGGCCAUCAGGAGGUUCUCGAGAUCCUCCAGGAGAACCUAGAUGGGGAGCACAUCCUGGAUGAUGAGAUCUUGGCUGAGCUGGCUGUGCCCAUAGAGUUGGCCCAGGACCUGCUGCUGUCUCUACCACAGCGACUUGAUGACAGCGCCCUCAGGGACCUGAUCAACUGCCGUGUCUAUAGGAAGUAUGGGCCUGAAGCCUACCCAUCCCUUCUAGAAGCCCAGCAAGAUGUCCUCCUGUUGAAAGCCCAGGACCAGGCUCGGGAAUCAGAAGAUGCAGCCAGAGUGGAAGUGAAAGAACCCCCAUCUCAGAGCCUCAACACUCCCCUGCAGCAACUGGUGGAGGGUUAUGGUCCUGCUGGGAAGAUCCUCCUGGAUCUGGAGCAAGCCCUCAGCUCGGGAGGGACCCAGGACAGCAAAGUCAAGCCGCUCCUGCUGCAGUUGCAGCGGCAGCCCCAGCCCUUCCUCACGCUGAUGCAGAGCCUGGACACUCCGGAGACCAACAGGGCACUGCACCUGACCUCUCUGAGAAUCCUGAUGCAGCUGGUGGACUUCCCCGAGGCACUGCUGCUUCCCUGGCACGAGGCCAUGGACGCCUGCAUGGCCUGCUUGCGGUCCCCAAACACUGACCGAGAGGUGCUCCAGGAACUGAUUUUUUUCCUGCACCGCCUGACCUCGGUGAGCAGGGACUAUGCUGUGGUGCUCAAUCAGCUGGGAGCCCGAGACGCCAUCUCCAAGGCCCUGGAAAAGCACCUGGGAAAGCUGGAGCUGGCUCAGGAGCUGCGGGACAUGGUGUUCAAGUGUGAGAAGCAUGCACACCUCUACCGGAAACUCACCACCAACAUCUUGGGAGGCUGCAUCCAGGUCAGGAGGAAGGGCAGGGGAAGCGUGUGGGCUCCGAGCCGCAUCAGAAUCUGCAACCCAAGCAGUGGCGGGGAAGGGGCUGUGUUCCUACAGCUGGGAACAGCAGGUGACACCAGUGAGCCUGGGGCAUUCGUUCCCCACCCCCUUCCCUGUCCCGGCCUGCUUUGCUGGUGUUGUGGAGGAAGUCCCACUGCUGCUUGGUCUUCCUUCCAUAUAUGUUUCCCUGUGUCUCUCCGUGUUCUCCCCACCUUCUCUCUGAUGUUCUGGCUGCAGAUGGUGCUAGGCCAGAUCGAAGACCACAGACGAACCCACCGGCCCAUCAACAUCCCUUUCUUUGAUGUGUUCCUCAGAUAUCUGUGCCAGGGCUCCAGUGUGGAAGUGAAGGAGGACAAGUGCUGGGAGAAGGUGGAGGUGUCCUCCAACCCGCACCGGGCCGGCAAGCUGACGGACCGCAACCCCAGGACCUACUGGGAGUCCAAUGGCAGUGCAGGCUCCCACUACAUCACCUUGCACAUGCACCAGGGUGUCCUCAUCAGGCAGCUGACUCUGCUGGUAGCUAGCGAGGACUCGAGCUACAUGCCAGCCCGGGUGGUGGUCUAUGGGGGCGACAACACCAGCUCUCUUAACACGGAACUCAACUCGGUGAACGUGAUGCCCUCCGCCAGCCGGGUGAUCCUCCUGGAGAACCUGAACCGCUUCUGGCCCAUCAUCCAGAUCCGCAUAAAGCGCUGCCAGCAGGGUGGCACCGAUACGCGCAUUCGGGGGUUGGAGAUCCUGGGCCCCAAACCCACAUUCUGGCCAGUGUUUCGGGAGCAGUUGUGUCGUCACACACGCCUCUUCUACAUGGUUCGGGCACAGGCCUGGAGCCAGGACAUGGCAGAGGACCGCAUGAGCCUCCUGCACCUGAGUUCUAGACUCAAUGGGGCUCUGCGCCAGGAGCAGACUUUUGCUCACCACUUCCUUCCUGACAACGAGGCUGCCCGAGCUCUGGGCAAGACCUGCUGGGAGGCCCUGGUCAGCCCCCUGGUCCAGAACAUCACCUCACCUGAUGAGGAUGGCAUCAGCCCCCUGGGCUGGCUGUUGGACCAAUACCUGGAGUGUCGCGAGGCUGCACACAACCCCCAGAGCCGCGCGGCAGCCUUCUCCUCACGGGUGCGCCGCCUCACACACCUGUUGGUGCAUGUCGAGCCCUGCGAGGCAUCCCCGCCAGUGGUGGCCACUCCUCGGCCCAAGGGCAGAAACAGAAGCCAUGACUGGAGCUCCCUGGCCACCCGGGGCCUUCCAAGCAGCAUCAUGAGAAACCUGACCCGCUGCUGGCGGGCCGUGGUGGAGGAACAGGUGAACAAUUUUCUGACCUCAUCCUGGCGGGAUGAUGACUUUGUGCCACGCUACUGUGAGCACUUUAAUAAUCUGCAGAAGUCGAGUUCUGAGCUGUUUGGGCCACGGGCAGCCUUCUUGCUGGCGCUGCAGAACGGCUGUGCAGGGGCCUUGCUGAAGCUCCCUUUCCUCAAAGCCGCCCACGUGAGUGAGCAGUUUGCCCGGCACAUUGACCAGCGGAUCCAGGGCAGCCGGAUCGGUGGAGCCCGGGGCAUGGAGAUGCUGGCGCAACUACAGCGAUGCCUGGAAACGGUUCUCAUUUUCUCUGGCCUGGAGAUAGCCACCACCUUUGAGCAUUACUACCAGCACUACAUGGCAGACCGUCUCCUGGGCGUGGGCUCCAGCUGGCUGGAAGGGGCUGUGCUGGAGCAGAUCGGUCCCUGCUUCCCCAACCGCCUGCCCCAGCAGAUGUUGCGGAGCCUGAGCACCUCUGAGGAGCUGCAGCGCCAGUUCCAUGUCUAUCAGCUCCAGCGGCUUGAUCAGGAACUCCUAAAGCUGGAAGAUACAGAGAGGAAAAUACAAGUGGGUGCCUUGGAAGGAAUGAGCAAAUGGGCAGGUAGGAAGGAAGAGAGGAAGAGCAGACUGGAGGAGGCCAUGGCACCUGGGAACCCUGUGCCCCUUCAGGUGGGCUGUGAGGCCAAUGGCAAGGAGCACGAGAGCGAGGACGAUGGGGAAGCUGGGACAGCAGCAGCGGUGGACGUGGUGGAGGGAGAGGAGGAGGAGGAGGAGGAGGAGGAGGAGAAUGAGGACCUCUACUAUGAAGGGGCAAUGCCAGAAGUGUCUGUGCUCGUCCUGUCCCCACGCUGCUGGCCUGUCGCCUCAAUCUGCCACACACUGAACCCAAGAACCUGCCUGCCUUCCUACCUGAGGGGCACUUUGAACCGAUACUCCAACUUCUACAACAAGAGUCAGAGCCACCCUGCCCUAGAGCAAGGCUCGCAGAGGCGACUGCAGUGGACGUGGCUGGGCCGGGCUGAGCUGCAGUUUGGGGAUCAGACCCUGCAUGUGUCCACCGUGCAGAUGUGGCUGCUACUGUAUCUCAAUGAUCUGAAGGUGGUCUCUGUGGAGAGCCUGCUGGAGCUCUCAGGGCUCUCUCCAGACAUGCUGAAUCAGGCGAUUGGGCCUCUCACCUCUUCAAGAGGCCCCCUGGACCUUCACGAGCCAAAGGAUGUACCAGGAGGGUUCCUCAAGAUUCGAGAUAGCAGCGAGGAACUCAGGCCAAGGAGGGGAAACGUGUGGCUCAUCCCACCUCAGACGUACCUGCAAGCUGAGGAUGAAGAGGGCCGGAACUUGGAGAAGAGACGGAACCUUGUGAACUGCCUCAUUGUCCGAAUCCUCAAGUCCCACGGGGAUGAGGGGCUGCACAUUGACCAGCUUGUCUGUCUGGUGCUGGAAGCUUGGCAGAAGGGUCCAUGUCCUUCCAGGGGUUUGGUCAGUACCCUUGGUAGGGGGUCUGCCUGCAGCAGCACCGAUGUCCUCUCCUGCAUCCUGCACCUCCUGGGCAAGGGCACACUGAGACGCCAUGAUGCCCGGCCCCAGAUGCUGUCCUAUGCAGUCCCUGUGACCGUGAUGGAGCCUCACACCGAGUCCCUGAACCCAGGCUCUUUGGGCCCCAACCCACCCCUCACCUUCCACACCCUGCAGAUUCGCUCACGGGGUGUGCCCUAUGCCUCCUGCACUGCCACCCAGAGCUUCUCUACCUUCCAGUAGCCCUGGAGAUGGGAUCCAGGGUAGGUAGGGCUGGGGCUUUCUACAGAAAUAAAAUACAGGAGUUUGAUUGUA